Molecule: messenger RNA, 2419 nt
Organism: Drosophila serrata
Lineage: Eukaryota; Metazoa; Arthropoda; Insecta; Diptera; Drosophilidae
Product: transmembrane protein 198
Cellular component (GO): plasma membrane
Source: RefSeq, a predicted model, not a curated record
CCGCAGGACCGGACCGUGUUUUUUGUUGGUACCACAAGCGAUUUUGUCUUGGCCCCGAUUGAAGCUGCAAACGUCCACUGGCCAAGAGUCCGCUGUCCGCCCCAUGUCGCAGUGCGAAAUCGAGUGAAAAUGUGUACUCCGGAUCGUAGCGUUGGCAGGUAUUAGGCAGGUGCCGCCAACACAAAAGGAUUUGCAUCAGAAGCCAGGAGGCUGUCCCGAGGAGCUCCGCCCUAUUUUGAACUGCUCUGCAGGUUGACACACAAAGCGAGAGAGAGGACGGGAAGGCAAAGGACGCGCAGGUGAGGUAGAUUGAGGAGGAGCACGAGACCAUGCCCAAAACAGUGCAGGAAUGCGGACAGCUUCGCCAGUAAACUAGAACCGCCAGCUAAUUCUUCCGAGCACUGCCAACAACAACAAGCGAAGACAGCAUUACCAACAAAAGCAACGAUCCUCGACCUGUCGCCACAAUGAGGGUGAGCGCGGGCGCGGACGUGGGCUACGAUGGCCACGACUAUGGCUCCGACGACUCCAUGGGCAUCACGCAUCUGGACUGGCCAUUUCUCAUCAAGGGCAUUCUGGAGGGUCAGACAUGCACACCGACUGCACCCGAACCACUGGCCGCCAUCCUGUGGGCCAUCUUUGCAGUAUUUGGCAUUGUGUACGCCUUGCUAGGGUACCGAUGCCUGCGUGCUGUCGGGUUCCUCAGCGGCCUAAUGGUGGGCGCCAAUGGCAUCUUCAUUCUACAGGACUUUCAGAUAACCUUCUUAGGUAAGCCGGCUGACUCGGCGCUGGCCAUCGUGGCGGGACUACUGGGUGCUGUCCUCGGAUCCACAUACCCGGUGGCAUCCGUCCUGAUCAGCGCCUUUGCCGGAGCCCUGCUCUCCGGUGCCGCUAUGGCCGUGUGCGUAGCCACCAUGCCAGACAACGAGUUCGGGUAUCGUGAAAUCUACGUGGCGGUGGUGGGCGGCGCUGUCAUCUGCUCGGUGUUGACCCUGUGUUGUGUCAAAUAUGUGACCAUACUCACCUCCAGCAUUGUGGGCACUGCCAUGAUCCUCGGCGCCAUUGACUUCUUUAUGCACGGACUGGAGACCAUCAGUUGGAUACUCAGCAUGCGGCCGCAUCCAACACCGCCUCCUUGCUACGGCGGCCUUUUGAUCGCCGCCUGGCCCAUCACCAUUGUGCUCAGCAUCAUGGUGCAGUGCUUCAUCACUGCCUGGCGCGUGGAUCAUCGCAAGCGUGUCUAUAUGCGGCACCACAACCAUCCCGGACAUGCUCAUGCCGCUCACCUGCCGAACAGCAGCCAACAGCAGGCGGGGCCAGGACAUACCCAUGCCCCUGUUCGACGUUCACAGUCUCGCACCCGGGAGACGCGUGAAGAGGCCAGGCAGCGCAAGUUCCGCUACCUCUACCAGGUUCGCACGGCCCGCGGCGACAUCAUAUCGCAGAAUUUUGUGUCCGCUUUGCAGAAGCGCAUCCAGCUGAGCGGCACUGAAACGCCCUCAGAGCGAUCCAUUAAGAGCAGUUCGAACGAGCGGAACACAUUCCGCAGCGACCGGACCCACUUCACCACCAUCCACGACCCCGACUCGGAGCUGUGCGACAAGAUCGAGAUCGUCCGUGACAUUGGAUAACAAACAAGCAAUAGCUACAUGUAACUAUACCCGUAAGGGGGCUACGGGCUGCGGUACUUGAACGUGGAUGGAUAAAAGGUCGGGGGUUUAGGCAGUGUCCUGGCAUGCUAGGGAACAGAGGCUCUAGAGAGUCUGGCGGAGAGUAGAGACAAGUACGGUUGCAUGUAGAAUUUUGUAGUUGGGGCACCAAGUGCCAAAAACUGGACAUGGAAGGUUGCGGACAGAUAGACAGAUAGACAUAUGGACAGAGUUAGCAGAGGAGUAGGAGAAGGAGAAGCUUUAAUGGAUCUGGGUCUGUUCUUCCAGCGGACAACUCUUCGAGAGGGAAAUUGUAGACGUAAGGGUACUACUCUAAUAUUGCACAGGUAGAAUCAAGAUUUCGAAUUCCGGAUACCGGAAGAUUUUGUUCUUCUCCACUUACAUAUAUUCGAAUGUUACUACAGACACUUACAUAAGCAUAUAGGAACACACGGUAGGGAUGAGUGAUGAGUGAUUUGAGGAUCACGGAUACGUUGUAUUCCUGCAACUGACACUAAGCCCAACUACUUAAUACUAGUUACGCUUCUCCACUUCAAAUAUCGCAAGGCACACGCCGCCAUUACUAAUCAGUUCAUAUCUGUGUUAUAAUUAUACGAUACAAGACCGGAAACGGAAGCGGCCACAUACAUACUUACAUAUAUCAGCAGCAGCUAGCGUUCUUCGUUUCAUUUCUACUAUCAAAUAGGACUAAGGAUUACGUUUAAAACUAUAUACAGACUCCCGGUGAACCCCAACACCCCCCCAAAGAG